AGUCAGCAGAACUCAUUCUUGUCUAACAAGAUGGCGGCCGUGAAGUCAUUGAAUCCGAAAGCCGAAGUAGCUCGCGCUGCUCAAGCCCUUGCUGUUAACAUUAGCGCUGCUAAAGGUCUUCAGGAUGUCCUUCGGACUAAUCUCGGACCUAGAGGAACCCUUAAAAUGUUGGUAUCUGGUGCUGGAGACAUCAAAUUAACUAAGGAUGGAAAUGUACUUCUUCACGAGAUGCAAAUUCAACAUCCUACAGCUUCUUUAAUUGCUCGGGCAGCCACAGCCCAGGAUGAUGUUACAGGAGAUGGAACCACUUCGAAUGUCCUUCUUAUUGGAGAACUUCUUAAACAAGCUGAGCUCUACAUUUCAGAGGGCCUUCAUCCCAGGCACAUUACAGAGGGAUUUAAUUUGGCAAAGAAAAAAGCAUUAGAGGUCUUAGAGGAAGUGAAAGUAGUGAAAGAAAUUGAUCGUAGCACUCUCAUCGAAGUGGCUAGGACUUCUCUUUUUACCAAGCUUCAUCAUAAACUAGCUGCCAAUCUAGCUGAACAAAUUGUUGAUGCUGUUCUUGCAAUCCAGCAACCUAAUGAAGCUAUUGAUUUACAUAUGGUAGAAAUGAUGGAAAUGAAACAUAAGACUGAUAUGGAUACUACACUUGUUAGAGGUAUUGUCAUGGACCAUGGAGCAAGGCAUCCUGAUAUGAAGAAGAGAGUAGAAAAUGCUUACAUAUUAACUUGCAAUGUGUCACUGGAGUAUGAAAAGACGGAAGUAAACUCUGGAUUUUUCUACAAAAGUGCUGCUGAGCGAGAGAAGCUUGUAGAUGCUGAACGAAAAUUUAUUGAUGAUAGAGUACAAAAGAUCAUUGAACUGAAAAGGAAAGUUUGUGACAACAAUAACAAGGGCUUUGUGGUUCUGAACCAAAAGGGCAUUGACCCAUUUUCUUUGGACCUUUUAGCCAAAGAAGGCAUCGUUGCUGUAAGACGAACUAAGCGCAGGAAUAUGGAAAGGCUAGUUCUGGCCUGUGGUGGCUCUGCUAUGAAUAGUUUAGAUGACCUUACACCUGAUUGUCUUGGUUUUGCUGGUAUAGUUUAUGAACAUGUGCUGGGUGAAGACAAAUUUACUUUUGUUGAGGAGUGCAAGAACCCUCGGUCCGUCACUAUUCUUAUUAAGGGACCCAACAAACAUACAAUUGUUCAAAUCAAGGAUGCCGUUAGAGAUGGUCUUCGAGCAGUGAAGAAUGCUAUUGAAGAUGGCUGUGUUCUACCUGGAGCCGGUGCUUUUGAAAUUGCAGCAUAUCGUGAAUUAAUGAAAUAUAAAGAGGAAGUAAAAGGUCGUGCCAGACUUGGUGUACAGGCAUAUGCUGAAGCCAUUCUAAUCAUUGUCAAGGUAUUAGCCCAAAACUCUGGUUUGGAUGCACAAGAAACCAUGGUAAAACUUCUCCAGGAAUACACAUCUCCAUCUCAGUCUGUAGGCUUAGAUAUCAAAUCAGGUGAAGCUAUUAUGCCUAUUGAGAAUGGUAUUUUGGACAAUUACAGAGUGAAAAGGCAGUUGCUGCAUUCUUGUACCGUUAUUGCCAGCAAUCUUUUAUUAGUAGAUGAAAUCAUGAGAGCAGGGAUGUCUUCUUUGAAGGGUACUUAAAGAAAAAUCCAUUUGUGGUAGUAUUUAACAUUCAUGUUUCAAAACUUGUUUCUACACAUUCUCUCCAUCUGGUCACUCGCUGUUCUGCAUGAAUGACAUUUCAACUGUGACUUCAGUCUGGCCACUACCACUACCAGUGGCUUCAUUAGUUGCCACAGCUGUCUGGUCUCUGUCACCACCAACUUCUGCUUGAUACAUAGUGUUAACACUACCUUUGUAUCGCAUUCAGUGUUACUAUUUUGCUUCUAACAGGAUACUUAGUUAAAUUCAUGCCAUUGCUAUCUAAAAUCCAGAGUAAAUUAAAAGGAAAGAUUUUUCUACUUGUUCCUGUCUGCCAUACAACUGUAAAAUGCAGGUGGCAUUCAACUAUUCCAUGCAGUGUCUUUGUCAGUUUUUCCUUGUUUCAAAAUAUCUCAUUUUACAGUUCUCACAGCAUAUCUGUAACUGGCUUUAAAAAAUAAAAACAACUGAAUCCCUUUAAA
Messenger RNA from Octopus sinensis (East Asian common octopus), 2111 nucleotides. Its product is annotated as T-complex protein 1 subunit zeta. The coding region runs from base 31 to 1629 and encodes 532 amino acids. The record is from RefSeq and is a predicted model, not a curated record. Gene Ontology annotation, cellular component: chaperonin-containing T-complex. Gene Ontology annotation, molecular function: ATP binding; ATP hydrolysis activity; ATP-dependent protein folding chaperone. Lineage: Eukaryota; Metazoa; Mollusca; Cephalopoda; Octopoda; Octopodidae. The transcript has 15 exons. Gene Ontology annotation, biological process: protein folding.